Messenger RNA from Lathyrus oleraceus (garden pea), 1227 nucleotides. RefSeq lists its product as uncharacterized. Lineage: Eukaryota; Viridiplantae; Streptophyta; Magnoliopsida; Fabales; Fabaceae. The coding region runs from base 1 to 1227 and encodes 408 amino acids. The transcript is spliced from 4 exons. The record is from RefSeq and is a predicted model, not a curated record.
AUGCCUUGUUCUCCUAGCGCUGAACCAAGCAACCCUAACAGAGAAGAUCCUAUUGUUGACUCUGUGAAUACCCCACAUGCAAGAAGACCUAAAGAAACUGUAUCAGGCUUCUCCUCAUCUAUUGUUCUUGAGGAACGAACCAAAGAAGGUUCCAGGUAUGUUCACAAUGCCAUUGCCACUAUAGUGACUAGAAUACUGUCUGGAAAUCGUGAGGUCCCUGGGGUUUCCAUUCCCUUAAACACUAUUGAACCUGAUAGUGUUGCUGAUCAAGAAAAUACUGAGUCUUUAGGAAAGAAUAUCUCUGAUGAUGUUGAGCAAACUGAUGCCCAUAAGGAGUCAAAUGUUGACAAACCCUUAGAUAAUGUGGCUGGUGAGGAAGUUCAUGUCACUCAUGAUGUCAGUGACAACCCUAACUGUGAGGCUGAAACAGUAGACCUGGAGGGAUUUUCUGAUAAUGAGCUGUUGUCCUUUGUCCUCCCUAGCAUAGCCAAAAGGGUUAGGACUAGGAGAGAAAAGAAAACUGUGGCUCAAAGGUCCCCCAGAAAGAAGAUUGAUGUUCCAACCUCUUCCAAGACAACGGUGGCAGUCGAGAGUUCCCUCAAGAGGAAAGUUCAUGUCCAACCAAAUCUUGGAGCAAAGUGGUGGAAAUAUGUUUAUCAGAAGAGGCUGGCUUUGGAAAGGGAAUUAGCUCAGAAUGUCCUAGACUGUAAGGAUAUUAUGGAUCUUAUUCAAGAGGCUGGUUUAAUGGAGACUGUGACUCAGUUUUCAAAGUGCUAUGAGAUGUUGGUAAAGGAAUUUAUUGUUAAUUUGUCUGAAGAAUAUGCUGAUGGCAAGUCUAAGGAAUUCAGGAAAGUGUAUGUGAGAGGCAAGUGUGUAAAUUUCUCUCCUUCAGUGAUCAACAAGUAUUUGGGAAGGCCUGAUGAAGCUCAACCUGAGCUUGAGUUUCCAAACAUCUUAACUGAGAAUGAUUCUGUGAAGAAAAGAGACAGCCCUAUGUCUUUCAAUCAUAAGCUGUUCCUAGGUACCCAUGUCUCUGACAUUGUCAUGACAUCAGGUGAGACAUCACGUGUAAGCAAUCAGCCAGGUGAUGUGCUAGUUGAUGGUGGAGAAUUUGGUGAAGUUGUUGCUGUUGUAGAAGAAGCUGAAAGACAAGGUGAAGAGGGAGAAGCAGAUGCCAGUCCUGAUGAUGGCACAGAUGAUGAUGCUGACUCUGAGUCAGAUGACUAG